AUGUCAAUAUCAAAUCCGUCGCAUCUGUUGAUAUCUCGUAAUCCACCUAGAUCACCUGCACAUCCUCAAUUAGCACAUGGACAUCAUGGACCUUCAUCGCCUCUUCCCUCUCCAAGACAGGGUUUCUUAGGUAGAUGGCAUCAUUCAGCUGAGGAAUUACCAUCUUCAUCAACACAUCAGCGAAAUAUAUCAAUGUCAGAUUCCGCUUCAGGAUCAAAUUUAGAGGAAGAUGUGGAUUUUCAAGAAAAUGAUCAAGAUCUAAUUAUUGUUAUUCAUCCUACAUUUCAAAAGGAUACUUUAAUGCCUGGAAGAGUUAAAGUUGUAGUAGGAAGAAACGAAUUUUGGUGUCAUAAGGAAGUUUUAUGGUUCGCGAGUCCUUUCUUCCAAGGUCUCUUACAAGGAAAUUGGACGGAAAACAAUCCCCUCACCAAUCCUACUACUCCUUCACCCUAUGCUAUAGAUCUUUCACCUGCACACUCGGUCGUUACUCCAUCUUCCCCACCGACAGAUACAGAUCCACCCAGCCCACGCUUCGGCUCAUCGCCCGGACCACUCGAAGUCGAAUCUUCCUCCACUCCUCAAACCAGUAAAGCAAAAUCCGUCACUCCUGCUUCUCAUUCCAUCGACCAGUCACAAUCGACCACCUCAAGCAAAGGAGCCGGAGGAGGGGAUACGCAACUCAAUGAGGAUACAAGGCUGGACGAUCCUAGCGUGUCUGACAUAUUAAAAGAGUUAAGGGAAUCACCAGAGAGUCCGGACAGUAUCAGGGCUAUUUCAGACGUACUGGAAAGUACCAUUCCUCCAGCUUUAUCAGAACUGGCAGUAGGAUCAUCGAAAUUGAACAUACAAUCUACUCCAUCAUCGACAGAUAACUUACUACCCCUUUCUCCGACUGACUCAGUUGAGACCACACUGCCUAUCUCAAGUAAUUACGUAUCGAGGAGAAUGGGGAGGUCGCGUACUAGAUCAACGAUACGUCAUUCCUUUUCUUCUGGGUCAGUAGGAGGUCAAGCAAGAUUAGGAAGGGUAGAAGCUGUUGUUGAAUUACACGAAGAAAGUCCAGCUGCUUUUCACGACUUCUUAUUCUGGGCAUACCCACAUCUGGAGUGUAAGGUGACCUGGACCAAUGUCGAAAAUCUACUCGCUCUUUCACUCAAACUUCUAGUCCCCGCUCUCCAAAAGCUAUGCGAACACUUCUUGAUGUCCCAUGCAUCGGGUAGACCAGUAAUGGCAUUGUGUCUGGCAGAGGAACAUGGAAAUGCGGAUCUGUACAGGGAGGCGAGCAGAUUCGUACUGGAUCAGCCAAGCUGGGAUCAAAGUGAGAUAGAAUGUUUGAGUGCAGAUACUAGGAUCAGACUGUCUAGCAGGCGAAAUUGGUUCUUGGAGCGACUACUUAAACUAGGAAGUAUAGAUGUGAAGAAGGAGUAUACAUGUAGAGCGGAUUGUCCUGAUCCAACACGAUGUCAAUCUCAACUAGAUGAGAAAUGGCGUCAAGCUCAUUCUGCAGUAUGUAGAUAUGGUCCACCACAACCCUCUGUCGCAUUCAGAUGUCUGAGACAAUUGGAAACAUUCCCUACUAAUCCAAGUUUGGUAAUGCCCCAUCCUUUGUGUCAGACUACUGCCAAAACAUGGGUUAUGAGUUUGUUCGACAGGAUGUUCCAACCUAAACUCGUUUUCUCCAAUCCUGGUACAGAAAAGUAUUGGUUGUGGAUAACCAUGAAUUGA
Kwoniella shivajii is the source of this 1725-nucleotide messenger RNA. RefSeq lists its product as uncharacterized. Lineage: Eukaryota; Fungi; Basidiomycota; Tremellomycetes; Tremellales; Cryptococcaceae. The transcript is spliced from 10 exons. The record is from RefSeq and is a predicted model, not a curated record. The coding region runs from base 1 to 1725 and encodes 574 amino acids. Gene Ontology annotation, molecular function: protein binding.